Boeremia exigua is the source of this 1789-nucleotide messenger RNA. RefSeq lists its product as uncharacterized. Lineage: Eukaryota; Fungi; Ascomycota; Dothideomycetes; Pleosporales; Didymellaceae. The record is from RefSeq and is a predicted model, not a curated record. The coding region runs from base 146 to 1729 and encodes 527 amino acids. The transcript has a single exon.
AGCUCUCUUACGCACUGAAUCAGCUCGCUACGUCCAGUGCAUUACUAUCAAAGGGGAUAUACGGCCCAAUCCGAAAAUCGACGGCAAGAGUUCGCUGGAGUGGUUCCGCUCUACAGGCCUAGAUGAAAUAGUGCCAGACUUGGGCAUGGCGAGUACAAGCUACCACUACGUGGUUUAUGAUGAGCCCGUCAUCAAGAAAGCUUCUGAGGAAGACCUAUCUUGGGACCCUAUCCUAAGCCUGAUUCGAAUAACACCUCACUUAAAGGAUCUGAUAUAUGACUGCAAGAGUCAAUUCCCACCAAGCCUGCUCAGCACUCUUCACACGCAGUAUCCACAGUGUCGAUUACACCAUCUCACUUUCCGCUUCCGGACCUUGCUAUGGGGAGUUCCAUAUCCAUACGAGAUGGAACUUGCCACAUCCCCUUUGCUUUACAAAGCGAAGCUGAUUUUCACCUUCCGGGACUCAGAUUACGAUGAUGAUUUCAAUGAGGAUGCCCUCAUAGAAUUGGCCGCUGGGCUUGCUCCGAACCUUAAGGAAAUUAUCACUGUGUGUAUCAUGGCAUACCGUUCUGGAAGCGACUACCGCGUCAAGGAGACCUGGCAUGGUCUUCCAAGGUCUCGUGACGGGACAAAGGGAUCCUUAACAUCAUUGAGCCUCCAAGGAGUAUUGUCAUCGUCGCAAUGGACUCUGGAGAGAUGGGCUACACAUACAGACUUCAAGUGCCUGCGAUAUCUCGAUCUGGGACUGGAGCGCGAUUACAAUUCACGCGCACUAAAUGGCGAGACAAUGGAAUGGCUGGUUCAGAAUCAUUCGUUUCCCCAGCUAAAAACACUAAAAGUAUCUCUUGACCGAGAUCGUACCUUCCACGGCCGCCCGAACUUCAGCGAGGAUGCAGUGUCCUUUUUCGAAUCACUAGAACCCCUCGAGCAGCUUUCUGUCCAUGGGGCAAUUGACGAACAGACUGUAGACGCUAUAUUGUCUCGUCAUGGGAAAACGUUGCAGCAGCUCAGUUUGCGCCCUCAAGAGUCACGUUACGCUGAAGAUCGUGACCCUCAUCAAGAAAUCCCUAUGGAAUUCGCUAAGGAGCAUCUGAUUCAGAUCGAAGCGCAGUGUCCGAUACUGGAGGAUCUUUCCAUCACGAUCAAGCGGGACAUGUCAAGCCCAUCAGAAACGUCAAUGUACAGGUGUUUCAGCAAAAUGAAGAGACUGCGAUCCCUCUUCCUCACCCUUGAUUGUUCAAAUUUGCGAGUCUCCCGAAAUCCUGAGUACAACCCCAAUUUUGAAGGGGAAGACCAGCAGCUUGUCGGUAGAGGCCCUCAGAAGAGAGGUGACUUGAGACAAACGCUCAUCAAUUGCGCCGUAGACGAGACACUAGCACGUUCCAUCUGUUAUGCCAUUAACCAGGAUAAGACAGGUACACAGCUGGAGCAUCUCAAAAUUUGGACUAUGGGCGGCUGUGAAUAUAAUAGCGAACCAGGCGUCUAUUGCGAUAGCGAAAUUUUGAGGAAUCUGGGCCGGUCAUGGUUAAUUGAGCGUAAUCCGAGAGAUGACCGCAACGACUUCAUCAUCAGAGAACUAGGCAAGCAUGCAGAGGCGUUGAAAGAAAAACUCACGGAGUCAAAACUUACGGAGUCCGCACUAGGGCAGGUAUUUCGUUCCAUUUGGCCUUCCAGAGAGGGCAGCAAAGGCUGGAGGCACGACUGGUCGAGCUUUCCCCUACGAAAUUGAAACCCGAUCUAAAAUCUCUACACUCAUUCCAUAUGUUGUUCAAUACAGUAGUCUCUGACC